Messenger RNA from Gasterosteus aculeatus aculeatus (three-spined stickleback), 1571 nucleotides. RefSeq names its product alpha-(1,3)-fucosyltransferase 4. The record is from RefSeq and is a predicted model, not a curated record. Gene Ontology annotation, molecular function: alpha-(1->3)-fucosyltransferase activity. Gene Ontology annotation, cellular component: membrane. NCBI's taxonomy places the organism in Eukaryota, Metazoa, Chordata, Actinopteri, Perciformes, Gasterosteidae.
GGGGGCGGCGGCGGAGUGAAGGGCGUCGAUGGGAGCAGCGGGCCGCUCCACCGCCGCAGCUCCCCGGGCCGACAGGCGCGCCGGUACGUCCCGGCAGCGCCGAGGUGGCGCGGGCCUAGUUGUUCUCAAGGGGACCUGCUCCUACGUGAGCGCGGUCACCGUGGGGUUCCUGCUCCUCCUGGGGGUCUGCCUGCUCUACCUACCGGACCCGCUCGCCCUACGACCUCCCGCCGCGGAGGACGGCGGCGAGGUGACGCUGCUGAUAUGGAGGCGGCCCUUCGGUCGGCACCGCGCGCUUCCGGACUGCCUCGAGCGCUUUGGGAUCGGCGGGUGCACGCUCACCUACGAAGGGAGCGCGUACCCGCGGGCCGACGCCGUGAUCGUUCACCACCGGGACGUGGCCACCGGCGCCGACGCCCUGCCGCCGGAACCGCGGCCAUUUGCACAAAAGUGGAUCUGGAUGAACUACGAGUCCCCCACGCACACGCCCAGACUGUGGCAAUUCGAGGACGUGUUUAACCUCACGCUGAGCUACCGCGCGGACUCCGACAUCUUCCUGCCGUACGGAUAUCUGGUGCCCCGCAAAGGCGGAACCGACGUUGUACAGAACCGCUUUGCGCAACCGCUCCGCGCAGCCUCGCGCUCGCGCCUCGUCCGGCCGCGCCUCCUGGCCUGGGUCAUCAGCAACUGGUCCGAGUCCCACGCGCGCGUGUCCUUCUACCACCAGCUGCGCCGGUACGUGCAGGUGGAUGUGUUCGGGCGCUCGGGCCACCCGGUACCGGGGGACGGCGUCGGCGGCAGCGUGGUGCGGCUGGUCGGGCGGUACCAGUUCUACCUGGCGCUGGAGAACUCGCAGCACACCGACUACAUCACGGAGAAGCUGUGGAACGCGGUGCGGGCAGGCGCCGUCCCGGUGGUCCUGGGUCCAUCCAGGCAGAACUACGAGCGCUUCCUGCCCCCCGAGGCCUUCAUCCACGUGGACGACUUCGCCUCAGUGCGAGGGCUGGCUCGGUACCUGCUGAUGCUGAGGCGCGAGCCGGCCCGCCUGAGGAAGCACCUGGACUGGAGAGAGGCUUACAGCGUGUACCAGCCCAGCUUCUGGUCCGACCACUACUGCGCGGCCUGCAGGGCGGUGAGGAGGACCAGAGGCAGGACCGAUGUGGUCAAAGACUUGACAAGAUGGUUUCACGUGUGAAUAAACAGCCACAAUCGUCUCACGCGCUCACCUGACAACCAGCAGCCACAACUUAGCCUACAGUUAUUUUGCAAAGCUCUGAACUUUGUAUUCAUUGUUCACGCAAGUUAACUUUUACAUUACGUUUCUCAUGUUUUCCACUAAUCCACAGUUAGGAAAUGAGCUUUUCAGAGUUUCUUCAGAUGUUGCAUCACGGUGAACAAUGUUUCUAUAUAUCCGUCAAUUAGCCCACAUGUCAAAAUCCUCACUUUCAACUUCAGUAUGCUGAACAAUAACAAAUAUUUCAAUAUUUGAGGGCUUGAAAGGUCGAAUGAAACCCAUUGUUUUGACAAGAGGACGUCAUUAAUAUAAUUUUCAAUAAAUGAUUUUAAUCCAA